Molecule: messenger RNA, 2721 nt
Organism: Eimeria tenella
Lineage: Eukaryota; Apicomplexa; Conoidasida; Eucoccidiorida; Eimeriidae
Exons: 1
Coding region: 1-2721 (906 amino acids)
Source: RefSeq, a predicted model, not a curated record
AUGGACACACUGCCCAAUGAGCAGCUCAAGCAGGGCAUGCUGGCGUCUGGUAUCACCCAUCAAGGCCCCGAUUCACAUCUACGGAGGGAAAUCGAUCAGCGCUUCGCGGGUGAAUCACCCUUUGUCCAGCGUAAACAAAACAACAAACUGUUUGUAUCGUCUUGGACUCGUCUGCUAGGCGUAGCAUUCACCUCGUUGGCAGCAGCGUAUUUUUUGCUGCUUUGCUUUCGCUUAAUAGAGUCUGCGCGUCAGUGGGCCCCACCCACUAGAUCUCUCGCAGCUCGUCGAGAUGAAUCAUGCUACUCAGGCAGUGUGUCUGGGAAUGCGGAUGAAGGUGGCACUGGGCCGACGGGGGAUUCGGCAGAAGGUUUAGAGCUAGAGAGUUUUGGGGAAGGCGGCCUUUUGCUGCAUCCUGAGGUUUUUGGAUUACAAGGCGCUGCCGAAGGAACACAAGAGGUAGAUGUUGGGUUUGCAUCCUAUUUCGAUAUUUCGGAAGAUGUUGCUGGCUUUAACCCCAAUCAAGCUGAGGACGCUGAUUUGCACUUAUGGGAAGGCAGGAACAUGCCUGUGGAACAAGAACAGCGUUUAAGAAGUCUGUUUGGCCGAAUGCAAGAAAUUUUGAAUUCAUGUGGGCCGCUGUUGACAGCAUUAACGUACAUUCAACGCAUGCAGUUGGUAUUUUAUGUGGCUAGGUUGAUCGGCCUGGAUUUGGGAGCCGCAUCACUUGUUAAGGAGAGCAUGGAGCCUGAGAGGAGAGCCGUAGGCGACUCUGCCAUCCAAUUGAUAAAGCGUUUACUUCAGCAGGUGGACGGCGACCAAGGCCAUAGAAAGUUACGCAGGAAAGUUGAAGAAUUAAUAGUUUUACUUGAAGAGAUAAAGCAGCCGCGGCAUGUCGAUGAAGAAAAGAGCGCUAAAAAAUACAAAAAAAAGAUGAUAGCCCUGAUGUCAACUGCCGAAGUGGCUCUAAAGUGUUGCGCAGGAGUUUUGCAAGGGCUGGAACAGUUGAAGGAAGAUUCGCAGAGGAGGCUGCCACCGAAAGUAGUCGCGCAACAGGUGGAUGUUUUGAAAGCCAUUUUCGACGCCCACGUUUACUACCUGUCCAAAGACGGUUCCCUUCGACAACACAUUAUAGAUUGUCAGAAACAAACAGGUGUGUAUACGAUUAUCAGCAAAGAGUAUUUUACAACGUCCAGAAUAGAACUCCCUAAACUGAAAGACAUGCAACAAAGUAUAUUUGACGCCGUUAGGGAUGCUGGUGGUUUUCUCCGCCCUCCACCACCACCUCGAAUGAAACUUGCAAAAGCUCGCGCCGCAUUGGUAAGACAGACUGAAGGACCAAUUAUCCAGGAUUCGGAGCAGCGCAAACCGUCGAGCCACACACCGCUGUACGAAGGCUUCGCAGAAGCCGUGACGCUUUCAUCUGACGCCACAACUUCUACGCCGCAUGAGGAAGUCGAGGAAAUGCAUUCGCCGCCAGCGAGAGUUCCACUGUGGCGACCUGACCGGCCGCCUGGACAAGGUGCUGGGCCGGUUCGGCAGCAACUGCACACACUCGGUUCCUCCUGGAGUCCUCAGGAUCAAUUGCCGCAGCUUGCCUCCCCGUCUGUGUCUCUCCCAGAGCCUCAUCUGUCGACAUAUCGGCCGCAAGCACCUACAACUGGAGUUGUAGACACCCAUCCAUAUCUCUCUCCACCGCAGAUAUUCUUUCCACGACCGUCUCAACCGCCAGAUAUGCACUAUACUGCACGUCCACCUCACAGCGUCUCAUCACAGCAGGCAUAUGCUGGUCGCAGCGCUGCAGCGCCCUUUGUUCCCCCUUCUCCGCUGCGGCGUGUGGAUGUGGGUGGACUGUCUCAGCGGCUGCAGCUACCAGGGCCUUUUCAAGAAGAGGCUUACAGUCAUUUUACAGAUGGCGACACGUCCAACAGGUUAUCUUUUCCACAGGAGAAGUGGAGUGGUCAGUACGAGAGGCUGAUGGAAGUAUGGGGCCCAAAGCCGCCGGAAAAGAAUUUUGUGGGAACGGUGCAGUCUUCGCAUUACGCAACCACUGCUGCGGCGCGUACAGGAACGGAGGCAACCGGUCCGCCCCUAGCCGGAGUUCCACUGUGGUGGCCUGACUGGCCGCCUCGACAGGGUGCUGGACCGGUUCGGCAGCAACUGCACACACUCAGUUCCUCCUGGAGUCCUCAGGACCAAUUGCCACAGCUUCUCCCUCCCCAAGUGUUUCCCCCAGGGUCUUCUCUGUUGACUGUGUCAUCGCAAGCACCUACAUCGCAAGCACCUACAAGGGGAGUUUCAGUCACCCAUUCAUAUUUCUCUCCACCACAGAUGCCCUUUGCACGACCGCCUCAACCGUCAGGUGUACAGCAGACUGGGCGUCCACCGCAUAGCGCCUCAUCACGGCAGACAUAUGCCGGUCGCAGCGCUGCAGGGCCUUUGGUGUCCCCUCCUCCGCUGCCGCGUGUGGGUGUGGGUGAGCCGUCUCAGCGGCUGCAGCCGCCAGCGCCUCCUCAGCAAGAAGGCUACAGUCUUUUUGGAGGUGGCGGCAUACCCCCCUGGUUGCCUUUUUCACAGGCUUCACCUGCCUCUAUAGAGAGACGCUCCCGUGCAAGUGACGGAAGGCCGCAAGAGGGAGAGGGCACCCAACGUGGUAUGAGGAAUGGUCAGGACGAAGCAGAACACCGCUUCGCGAGUGGUCAGGCUUGGAGCGGCCGCCGAUGA